This is a messenger RNA of Ahaetulla prasina, 2326 nucleotides long. It is a transcript of the gene DLK1, whose product is annotated as delta like non-canonical Notch ligand 1. Gene Ontology annotation, cellular component: plasma membrane; protein-containing complex. Bases 286 to 1413 code for a protein of 375 amino acids. The transcript is spliced from 5 exons. Lineage: Eukaryota; Metazoa; Chordata; Lepidosauria; Squamata; Colubridae. Gene Ontology annotation, molecular function: calcium ion binding. The record is from RefSeq and is a predicted model, not a curated record. Gene Ontology annotation, biological process: establishment or maintenance of epithelial cell apical/basal polarity; heterophilic cell-cell adhesion.
GCUAGAACCAUCUCUCCUCCUCCUGCUCCUCCUGCUGCUGCGGCAGAAAGUUCCCCUCCCUUUCCUUCCUGGAAGGAAAAAAAAGGAAAAUAAAUGACCUAACAUACAAAUAGAUAUAUAUCUAUAAAUCUCCAUGAAAUCUCGCCUCUAGGCGAAGGCAACCGGGGCGCUUCUUGGGCGGAGGGAAUACACCCCUCCCGCGUGCAGCUGCGGCGGGUUCCGUCUUCUUUUUCCUCGUAGGCAUUCAAAGUAGGGCAUGAGCCCCUUCGCCGGGCGCGUUUGGCGAUGGAUUCUCACACCGCCAAAUACCUGGGCUGCUUUUUCUGGCCGCUGGUCGUCUGUCUGCCGCUGGCCCAAGGAGCUGAUUGCAAACCUGGUUGUCACCCAGUGAAUGGAUUUUGUGAAGUUUCCAAUGAAUGCAGAUGCCGACCUGGUUGGCAAGGCCCUUUCUGUGAUUGGUGUGUUCCUUUCCCUGGCUGUUUGCAUGGGACAUGUGUCAAACCAGGCCAGUGCAUGUGUGAAGAAGGAUGGAUUGGUAGCCGCUGUGACACAGUUGUUCAUCCUUGUUCUUCCAAGCCUUGUUCAAAUUACUCAAAGAAUUGCGUUGAGACUGGAAAUGGUGGAUACACUUGCUUGUGCGAUCACGGCUAUAUGGGAAAAAACUGUCAUAUGAAAAAGGGACCCUGUAUUGUUAAUGGCUCGCCUUGUCAAAAUGGAGGAAGUUGUUUGGACAAUGAUGGGUUUGCACCUUAUGCGUCUUGUGUGUGUUCUCCAGGAUUUACUGGACAGUUUUGUGAACUUGAUAUCGAUGACUGUGAACCAAACCCGUGUGAAAAUGGAGGCACGUGCACGGAUAUUGGCAAGAGCUUCCACUGCUCUUGUCCUUUUGGCUAUGGAGGUGUGUUGUGCAGUAACCGCAUCCCAGCUUGUGAUAGUAGCCCUUGUGAAAAUGGUGGGACAUGUCAUGGACACCGUAGCAGAGGCUUCAUGUGUAUUUGCAAACCAUACUUUGCUGGGCCCACCUGUAGUUUUUCCAUUAGAAACACAAGUGUGAAUGUGGUGGCUAAACAAAGACAGAAUCAGAAUCGCCACCUGCAUUUGAGAGGGCACCUUAAACCAGCUCAGCUGCAAGAGAAGGAAAUACUGACCAUAAAAGAGACAAUUGAAAACAGACAAUCCUUGCUCACUAAGAGUCAGGUGAUCUGCUUCAUGGUCCUAAGCUUUCUUACAUGCCUUGUUGUUUUGGGUACAACUGGGAUUAUAUUUUUCUCUAAAUUUGAAGUAUGGCUAGCUAAUGCCAGAUACAGCCAUUUACUGCGCAAGGAGAGGGAAUGCUUUUUAAAAGCAAAUGAUGAUGAAAAUGUUUCUGUGAAUAUAAUAUUUCCUGAGAAGAUUAACCAGGGUAACGAAUAGUCCGUGUAUCUAAAUCCUUCUAUUUAGCAACGACACCUCAAGCUCCAUACGUGUCAGGGAAAUAGAUCCAUUUUUAUUUUUACCUGUGACAAAAAUUCUGGCUUUGGACUAAAAAGAAGAAAGAUGCUUUGCGUUUGCCAGAGAAAUACUCGUUUCCCAAAAAUGUUUUCUAGUUAAAUUGUUUUGUGAACCAGGAUUGCAUAAACUUUUGGGGAUUGAAGGCUGCAUUUAGCCCUUGAGUAGAAAGCUAGGAAUACAAAACAGAAGAGUCUUUUAAAAAAUAAUGUAAGUUUUAGUUUAUUUAGUUAAUUAACUAUAAUGUAAUUACUCUUCAUGCAUUUAAUAUCUUUUCAUUCUCUAACAUUUUAAAUUCAGCAGCAACUUUUUAGGGGCUCUGAAGAUUACACUAGGGCUUGUUUUAGGGAAGGGAUAUUAUCUGCCAAUGUUUACAGACCUAUGACACUUAAUUUAGGUUUUAAUCCUAUUGACCAUCAUUUGUGUAAUAAAUGUUGUACCUUGAUUAAGGUAUCUUUUCUUUUAUGUACACUGAGAGCAUAUGCACCAAGACAAAUUCCUUGUGUGUCCAAUCACACUUGGCCAAUAUAAAAUUCUAUUCUAUUCUAUUCUAUUCUAUUCUAUUCUAUUCUAUUCUAUUCUAUUCUAUACCUGGAAAUAAGUUCCAAUAUACUUUGUGGGGUUUGCUUCUGAUCAGGCACAUGCACCAUUGAAUUAUUGCUAUUGUAAAUAAAAAGUCAAUACACUAUUCUUAAUUAAGAUAGCUAUUGUCAUAUUAUAUGCUAUGUUUGGCAACUGUGAUAUUUCUAAACGAAUUUCUAAUGCUUAUUUUGAAUAAAUGGUUAUUAAGGGCUACACAGAUCAAACUGUAGGAGUAAUUGUUUUCUUUUGAUAAUGU